Messenger RNA from Aureobasidium melanogenum CBS 110374, 999 nucleotides. RefSeq names its product oxidoreductase. The transcript is spliced from 2 exons. The record is from RefSeq and is a predicted model, not a curated record. Lineage: Eukaryota; Fungi; Ascomycota; Dothideomycetes; Dothideales; Saccotheciaceae. The coding region runs from base 1 to 999 and encodes 332 amino acids.
AUGCCCUCGCACCAUUUUAACACGCUGAAAGACAUCCCGGAUCUAUCCGGAAAGGUGAUCUUGGUCACAGGAGGCAAUAUAUCAGGCACUUCGGGUGUGGGAGCAGAAACAGUCAAACAGCUCGCAGUCCACAGUCCAAGCAAAAUAUUCUUCACUGGUCGCAAUGUAAAAGCUGCCAACAGUCUCAUAGAGUCCAUGAAGCUUGUCAAUCCACAAGUGCAGAUCCGCUUCAUUCCGUGCGACCUGUCAGAUUUGAGUUCAGUUCGUCAAGCGAGCAACAGAAUCGCUGCCAAAGUAUCACGGAUUGACUUGUUCUUUUGCAAUGCUGGUGUCAUGGCAUCACCGGCUGGUUUGAGCAAAGACGGCUAUGAGCAACAAUUUGCAACAAAUCAUCUUGGUCAUGCUUUGUUAAUCGAUCUCUUGAUGCCAGUACUGCAAGACACGGCAGCUUUACAUGGGUCUGAUGUACGAAUCAUCAUCACAACGUCACAAGCUGCUUCGACGCCAUUGCUACCAAAGCGCGGGAUCGAUUUCAGCUCUCUCAAGACAGAACAGAGGAUGUUAGCAGGACGAUGGCGGCGUUAUGCACAGUCGAAACUUGCGAACAUGCUGUAUGCCAAAGCCUUGAAUCGUCAAUAUCCCUGUGUCACUACCGUUUCAGUACAUCCUGGAAUUGGCUAUACAGGGUUACAGGACAACUUGAAUGUACUUGACCGGUUUGUCAUGUGGGCUACCACGAUAGGCAAGCGAAGUUCAGUAAAGCAACUUGCCUGGAACGGAUUGUGGGCCGCCACGGCUCCAAGAGGGCCGGCAAAAGGACAAGUACAAGGAGGAGAGUACUAUGAGCCCGUGGGUGUGCGACCAAAACCGACCAAGCACCACAACAACACAGCUUUGGAGGACGAGUUAUGGGACUGGACGCAAGAACAGCUAGAGGCCUGGGAGCUCAAAGCAGGAUUAAAGGUACGGCACUCUUUUUCUUCUUCGCAACACUCAUGA